AUGGCCGUUGCCAAUGCCGCUAUAAAUAUUAUAGUGCUGGGAGUUUCUGGUCUUUUGUCAAUCCCAGCACUCACGAAUUUCUUCGCCAAGCCAGAACCAGAGAAGAUCACUGUAAAUAUUGGCAUAGGAGCUACAAACAGUAGCGUUGCUGUUCCUGGUGGUUCCAAUGGCCCAGGGGGCAACACUCCACACGUCGAGCUUUACGACGUAAAUGGACACAGUAUGGGCAGAGCGGUCUCGGAUGUUGUUGUCGUCGACGGCGGAACUGUGGGUGUUACAAUCAGCGGGCAAGAAGGAUCUGUAGCAUCUGAAACGCCGGUAUAUAUAUCCUUGGAGGCAGGUGGUAGCGACGAGGUCUGCAUAUCCUGGUUCACAACAACCUCGGGCAGUUCUGAUGGGGCCGACUUCCGAAGCUGGAAUGGAGUGACGGCGAAAGCUUGCAAUCUGCCAUGGUAUCCAAGUACGGCCGCCUUCCCUGGGGUCUCAGUCCCAUUUCAACCACCAUGCUUCUGGAUGAGUAACGACGGCCGCUUCGUAGACGCUUUUAGUGCUCGACUCACCGAUUUCUUCUUUCCUGGGAGUUCAGGCCCCGCAAACGCUACCGCAACACAAUGGUCGAAGUUUCCUGAAACGUUGUGUCACGCUCCGGGACGCCAGCAAUUCUACAAGAACCCAGGCGUGUGUAUCCCCUUCUAUCCAUCAGGCUUGGCUGCUGUUAAUCAGAAGGAUCCCAACACUGGGUUCGACGUUGACUUCAACGCAAUCCAGUCGUCCUUCACUCAGACCUGCUCCAUCGCGGGGAUUCCAUUCAACUGCGAAGUCGAUCUCGCCCGUGGCGUGGAGGGCGCGAAUCAUGGUUGUACUGCCACCAACGGAAUCAUCGAUGACCCGGACCUCACACUUCCUGCAAGCAUUACUAGUCAGCUCAAGAGCAGUCUUGUGUUCAAUCUAGGCCCCCCACCAUCCCCACCAGUAGAUGGCGCAGGAGCCUUUGGUGGUGUAGUUGGAACGAUAACUGCAGAUACACCUCCACCACAGACAUCGGAUGGCGUGGGAGCCUUUGGUGGUGUAGUUGGAACGAUAGCUGCAGAUACACCUCCACCACAGACAUCGAUUGGCGUGGGAGCCUUUGGGGGUGUAGUUGGGCAAAUACCAGCUAGAGCCCGGCGUGCUGCCGAUCGUGCCUCUAUAUUACAACGACGUGCGAAUGCAGACAUGGAGACACUUUUGACGGUCAAUAGCGAGCAGCCUGCCAUCACGGCGGCACCCACAAUGCCACCCAAGAAACAACGGAAACAACGUGCGGCUCCUGCUCCUGCUCCUAUGCCGAAACCCGUUGUAAAGAGACACGCGCCCGUCCUCGACCGCCACGUUGAGAAGCGUGCCGAGCAACCACACAGGUGGUGUCAGGAAGGCCAGCUCGUUAUUAGCGAGCAUUCUGGACACAGCGCUGCCGAGGUCUGUGAGAGUAAAACCUCCUGGGGCCCGGACUUUAUCUCCGUGGUCGAGGGCAUAUACUGUGAUAUGUGCGAACGUCGCUCAUAUCCUCUGUGCAACAACAAAGUUGUUCGUGCUGGAGGCGGAAGUGCAAAUGGUACCUGCUUUCACAUGGAAUCGAAGCAGCUGAGGGCGACAUCAGGCCGUCAUAGUGAACGGAGUGUCCCUGUGAAGAGGUACCAUAAUGUGAGAUAUUGGAAAUGA
This is a messenger RNA of Venustampulla echinocandica, 1701 nucleotides long. RefSeq lists its product as uncharacterized. The transcript is spliced from 2 exons. The record is from RefSeq and is a predicted model, not a curated record. The coding region runs from base 1 to 1701 and encodes 566 amino acids. NCBI's taxonomy places the organism in Eukaryota, Fungi, Ascomycota, Leotiomycetes, Helotiales, Pleuroascaceae.